Lodderomyces beijingensis is the source of this 480-nucleotide messenger RNA. NCBI's taxonomy places the organism in Eukaryota, Fungi, Ascomycota, Pichiomycetes, Serinales, Debaryomycetaceae. The record is from the annotation of a GenBank genome assembly.
AUGUCUGAGGAAGAUGACAAGGGAUCACCGGUCCAGGUUUACGUGUAUGACCUUUCUCGCGGACUCGCAAGGGUCUACAGUCCCAUGAUGCUUGGCUUUCAAAUUGAUGCAGUCUACCACACGUCGGUUGUAGUUCGUGGCAAGGAAUACUACCUCGACCAAGGCAUCCGAGCCAUCCCUGUCCACUCUUCACACCACCUGAAAUACGGCCAGCCGCUCGAGAUAAUCGACGUGGGGGAAACUUUUAUCGAUGACGAGAUAUUGCAGGAGUUUAUCGCGGACUUGAAUAACCACGACGAGUUAAAGUACCAUGCUGAGAAAUACGACUUGUUCACCAACAAUUGUAACCACUUUACCAACACCUUGAUUGAGUUUCUUUGCGACUCGCAGUUGGAGGAGCGGAUAUUGAAGCUACCCGAGGCCGUGCUAGCCACGCCCGCUGGCCAAAUGUUGAGACAAAUGAUUCAAAAUCAAGCCUAG